Centrocercus urophasianus (Greater sage-grouse) is the source of this 861-nucleotide messenger RNA. RefSeq names its product interferon induced transmembrane protein 10 (gene IFITM10). Lineage: Eukaryota; Metazoa; Chordata; Aves; Galliformes; Phasianidae. The record is from RefSeq and is a predicted model, not a curated record. Bases 1 to 777 code for a protein of 258 amino acids. Gene Ontology annotation, cellular component: plasma membrane. The transcript has 2 exons.
AUGCGGCCCCGUGCCCCCCUGCGCUGCCCUCCCCUUCCUCCGAUCCCCCCCUCCUUCCCUCCGCUGCCCUCUCCCCCGCUCCUCUCCCCGCUCUCUCCUCCGCCUCCCGCUCCCUCAGUCUCUCUCCUGCAUCCCCCCCACCUCUCCCCUUUCUUUUUCCCCCCCUUUCUUAUCUCCCCCCCCUCCAUCCCCAUUUCUCACUUCGCCAGGGCAGAGCGCGGUGACGCCGCCGCCGCCGCCACCACGGAGAGGACGCAGGACCCUCCCUUGGGCCCCCCGUGCCCUUUCGACGGGGCGGCCUGGGCCCCCCGACCCCCGCCGGGCCCCCAGCAGGGCUGCUUCGCAUGCAUCGCCAAGCCCCCGGCCCUCCGGCACUCCUCGCCCGUCCUCUCGCCCUCCUCUGCCGCUCAGCUGAUGGAGAGCAAGGGCUGCAAAGGGGACAGCCUGCGGCCGGCGGGCCCGUGCAAGCACUCGGUGGAGAAGAAGACCAUGACCAACCCCACCACCGUCAUCGAGAUCUACCCCGACACCAGUGAGGUGAAUGACUACUAUCUCUGGUCCAUCUUCAACUUCGUAUACCUCAACUUCUGCUGCCUCGGCUUCAUCGCUUUGGCCUAUUCUCUGAAAGUCCGGGAUAAGAAACUCCUCAAUGACUUAAAUGGUGCAGUGGAAGAUGCCAAGACAGCCCGGCUUUUUAACAUCACCAGCUCAGCCCUUGCCACCUUCUGUAUCAUCCUCAUCUUCAUCUUCCUGCGGUACCCCCUCACUGAUUACUAGCAGGAGGCCAACAGCAGCGCUGCCGCCAAGAUGCCUCUAUGCCAGAAGUGUCUGCAGUUGUUUCCUGUAGCAAGGACACGAGAG